AUGGGCUCUAUCACUCUCUGUCCCGCUCUUGUCCGCCAAGUCGAACCCGACCCUUCAGGAGUCAAAGCUUCAAGCGAGGUCCACAGAAUCCCUUCCGUUUUGACGCUUAAUCAAAUAUGCAGCGCCUGGCAGAAGAUAUUUUGUGGACUCCAUCACCCUCAGUGUUCGCUCCUGCCUGCCAAGUCGAACGCGUUCCUUCCAACCUGCGAGUACUUCAAAACCUCACCUGGAGCAGACCGUGAAGUGGGUGGCGCACGGUAUAUUUUGGCGACCCAUUUUCACGAGACACAUACUAAGGUCCACAAGUAUCGUAGACGUAAUUUGAAACGAGCAUCCGCAAUAUUCGGUCCUGUAGCCGCAGUCAUCAAGUUCACCACGGAGAAGGGUAAGCGCAUCCUUUUAAGGAUGUAUCUAAGUCCUGACAAAGUAGCGUUGAGGCCAUUGAACAGGGACAUAGACAAAUUCGAGUCGCGCAUAGUAUCGAAGCUGGUACCGCAUGGAUCAAUUGUCACAACAUUCACGAGGUGA
Messenger RNA from Suillus paluster, 528 nucleotides. RefSeq lists its product as uncharacterized. The record is from RefSeq and is a predicted model, not a curated record. Lineage: Eukaryota; Fungi; Basidiomycota; Agaricomycetes; Boletales; Suillaceae. The transcript is spliced from 7 exons. The coding region runs from base 1 to 528 and encodes 175 amino acids.